Fonticula alba is the source of this 3101-nucleotide messenger RNA. RefSeq lists its product as hypothetical. Gene Ontology annotation, molecular function: protein binding; guanyl-nucleotide exchange factor activity. Gene Ontology annotation, biological process: positive regulation of Rho protein signal transduction; intracellular signal transduction. The record is from RefSeq and is a predicted model, not a curated record. Bases 84 to 2207 code for a protein of 707 amino acids. The transcript is spliced from 10 exons. NCBI's taxonomy places the organism in Eukaryota, Rotosphaerida, Fonticulaceae.
CCCCCCCCCCGCCUGCCUCCUCCCUCGCCCUUGCUCCCCCUCGCCCCUUCUCCUCCUCCUCCUCCCUCGCCCUCAUUCCCACCAUGUUCGCCCAACCGCCUCCUGCGGCGGCGGCGGCGGCUGGUUUUGGCGCGCCACCCCCCGGCUUCGGCGCCCCGCCACCUGCCGGCGCCGGCCCCGCCGACACCCCUGCCUCCCUCAUGGACCGUCUCGAUGCCAUGGAGCAGACCAUCCUCCAGCGCCUGGCCGAAGUGGAGGCCCGUGUGGCGGCCGUCGAGCGCCAGGCCGCCAGCAUCACCACCACCCUGCUCGGGCCGCCGAGCGCCAGCAGCCCGGCCACCCCGGCCACCCCGGUGGCCGGCCAGCCGGCCGAGGCCCCGGCCGGCAUGCUGAAGAUCGUGCAGCAGCUCGGCAGCCAGCUGGCCCACCUGCAGAAGUCCCUCGACCAGAUGGGCGCCCAGGGGUUCGACCCGCAUGCGGCUUCCCACGCUGGCGGCAGUGACUCCUCCUCCAUCCACAGCACCGAGAGCGCCAGCCCCGGCGGGCUGAAGAUGAUGUUCGGCCGGAAGCCCCUCAACCGCCGGUCCACCGGCAGCCUCCCCUACCGCUCCGGCGGCAAGGGUAGCGACUCGCUGGAGGAGGCCGCCGGCUCGUACGAAGCCUCGGCCCCGGCCCCGGCCCCCGUCUCGUCGCGCAAGCGCUGGUUCAACACGGACCACGCCGCGUCGGUCGACAUCACCACCCUCGACACGGCCGAGGUCAAGCGCCAGGAUGUGGCCUACGAGUUUGUCGACUCCGAGGCCGACUACGUGCGCGAUUUGAAGAUCAUGCUGGAGGUGUACAAGCAGAAGAUCGUCGAGGCGGCCUGCAUCUCCGAGGCCGAGGUCCACUCGCUCUUCCACAAUGCCGAGGCCCUGCUCGAGGCCAACGAGGCCUUCGCCGAGAGGCUCGCCGCCCGGCGCCGCGAGACGCCCGUGGUCAUUCACAUUGCCGAGCUCCUCACCGAAGCUCUUCCCUCCUUCGAGCCGUACAUCGAGUACUGCAGCAACCACCCGGUCGCGGUGGAGGUGCUGUCCGGGCUCCUGCGGGCUGGUGGCGCCUUCAAGACCCAGACUGAGGCCCUGUGGAAUGACAAUCCCGACACCCGGCGUUUGUCCCUGGAGUCCUAUCUCAUCAAGCCGGUCCAGCGCAUUUGCAAGUACCCCCUGCUGCUGCGUGAACUCUCCCGCUCAAUGACCGAGGAGCACCCGGACUUCGUCCACACCCAGACAGCCACCGCGCGCAUUGAGGAGCUCCUGAGCCGCAUCAAUUCGGCCACCCGCCAGGCGGCAAAUGCCCGGCGCUUUGCCGGGCUCAUCGAGCAGCUGGACCUGCCGCAGGAUGUCCGGUCCUUCGAGCUGGCGCACCCGGGGCGCGAGCUGCUCGCCGCGCUGGCGGUCCGCCAGAGCGUCGUCCCGCCGACCGGCUCCUCCGGCCCGAAGAAGCUCAUGGAGGACCGCCAGGUGUUUGUCUUCAAUGAUGUGCUGAUUUCUUGUCGCGCCGACCCGGCCACCGUGCCCCUGACUGCCGGGGCCAGCCCCCGGCCUGUGUCGGCCUCCGGUGGCCGGCUCAUCCUCUGUGACUCCAUCUCCCUGGCGGUGGUCAACUGCGAGCCCAUCUCCGCCAGCUACGGCAUCAACAACAAGUCCUCCGCCGUGUCGGUCCUCGGGGGCGACAGCGGCAGCCACUCCUUCCACACCCCGGCCAGCUUCAUCAUCCACCUGCCGGCUUCCAAGGAAACCAUCGAGUUUGUCCUCCCCUCGGAGGACGAGCGCGACAGUGCCGUGCGCCUGAUCAAGGGGGCCAUCGUCAAGCUGGUGGAGGCCGACCCCACCAAGCUGAUCAACAACAACCUCAAUGGCCUCCCCCUGCGCCGGAGUGCGGCAUACAUUCCCCCCGAUGCCGGGGCUGCCGGCGGUGCCGGUGCCACGCAGCAGCGCUCGCGCUUCGCCCGCGACAAGGACAAGGAGCGGCCUUCCUACUGGACCGACAAGAGCUCGGGCUUGGUCUUCCUGCGCGGCAGCGAGUGGUUGAAGGACAACCCGACCUCGGUACAUGCCGCCAUUCCCCGGCCCAUCUUCCCCGCUCCUGCCUCCCUUUCUCCUGCCCCUCUCUCCAUGGUGCCUCCGGCUGAUCCCCUUCUUUGCCGCGCCCCCGCUCGGGCAUAACCGCCCUGGCAGUUCCCCUCGCCCGCCAUCAUCGAGAACGAGACGGAGCUGGUGUAUGUCGCCACGUCAGACCACAUGCCUCAGAACCAGUUUGAGAUCCGCUGCGAGCGCGGCUCCUACCUGAUCGUCACCAACCAGUGUGCCUCGGACUACUGGAAGGUCGAGAUGAAGGAUGUCAUCGGCUACGUCCGGUCGUCGGGCCUCAAGAAGGUGGAGAACAGCACGGUCAGCGCCAUCAUCGAGCAGCUGAAGAAGUCCCACCAGCCGAGCGUGUCCUCAUGCCAGCUUCUGCCGGCCCCGGCAUCGGCCCUGGCUGGCGACGACCCGGGCUCCUCCCGGCGCUUCGGCCUCCGGCGCCGGAACAGCACCAACAAUCCCAACCCCCCGGGCGCCCUCUUCCCCCCGAUGGCCACCUCGGCGGCCGACCGCCGUCGCUCGACCGGCAUCUCCUCCAGCGACAUCCCCAAGUACCAGGCCCUCGGCCGCACGUGGAUCCGCGCGCUCAACCCCGGCCAUGCAACCCGGCCGACCGAGCCCACGCACUACUUCUAUUGCCCGGACACCUACGAGACCUCCUGGGACCUGCCCAAGGAGGACCCUGCCACGCUGGACAAGUUUUACAAGUGGUACUCGCGCCAGGUGCCCCAUGCCCCGGGCUGGUAUGAGAUCGAGAUGGCCCCCGACUCGGCGGACCUCCCCCCGGCACACCUGGCCGCCUCCGGUCCCUACUUCUUCAACCCCACUACCCGGCAGACUGCCUGGACCCUGCCGCCGUCGGCUGGCGGCGCGCCGGGCAGCUCUCCGGCCAUCUAGUCGCGCGCGCGCAUGUGCGUGGUACACCUACACGCGCAUUCGCGUGCCCCGGGCAAGGAGGAAUACACAACUGCCCUUCAA